Molecule: messenger RNA, 2516 nt
Organism: Osmerus eperlanus (European smelt)
Lineage: Eukaryota; Metazoa; Chordata; Actinopteri; Osmeriformes; Osmeridae
Product: phosphorylase b kinase regulatory subunit alpha, skeletal muscle isoform-like
Exons: 20
Coding region: 264-2414 (716 amino acids)
Biological process (GO): glycogen metabolic process
Cellular component (GO): phosphorylase kinase complex
Molecular function (GO): calmodulin binding
Source: RefSeq, a predicted model, not a curated record
AAGUAUUGUGGGCGGGGACGGCUGUGUACUGUAACCAUUGACAGUGAGCUAAACUCGAGAGUUCGUCCGAAUUUUGAAGACGCCGGGACUUUUGCAACUGGCGUUAAUAGUUCUGUUUCCCCCUUUAGCUUUUACGUGUGUAAACGUGAAAACCCACCUAGAGAUGCAGACAGCAUGACAGCAAGAAGCUGCAAGAUUUAAACUUCGCCUGUAGCCCAAAAUCCUACUAGUGUACCACGGAAGAGGACAUCGACUUUGUCAACAUGAGAAGCCGAAGCAACUCCGGUGUAAAACUCGACAACUAUGCCCGGAUUGUACAACAGACCAUUCUUCGUCACCAAGACCCUGUCACUGGUCUGCUGCCGGCCAGCGAGGACCAGCCGGACUCCUGGGUCAGAGACAACGUCUACAGCAUCCUGUCGGUCUGGGCGCUCAGCCUGGCCUACAGGAAGAACGCGGACCGUGACGAGGACAAGGCCAAGGCCUACGAGCUGGAGCAGAGUGUGGUGAAACUCAUGAGAGGUCUACUACAGUGCAUUAUGAGACAGCUUGACAAAGUAGAGAAGUUCAAGUACAGUAAAAGUCCGUCCGAUUCGCUCCAUGCUAAGUACAACACGCACACCUGCGCCACCGUUGUCGAGGACGACCAGUGGGGCCAUCUCCAGGUAGAUGCCACCUCCCUCUUCCUGCUGUUCCUGGCCCAGAUGACUGCCUCAGGUCUCCACAUCGUCUACACCCAGGAUGAGGUGGACGUAGUUCAGAACCUCAUGUUCUACAUCGAGGCAGCGUACAAAGUAGCGGAUUAUGGGAUGUGGGAAAGAGGAGACAAGACCAACCAGGGCAUAGCUGAGCUCAACGCCAGCUCCAUAGGAAUGGCCAAGGCAGCUCUGGAAGCGCUGGAUGACCUGAACCUGUUUGGAGCCAAAGGAGGACCAGGAUCUGUGGUGCACGCCCUGGCAGACGACAUCCAGCACUGCCAGUCCAUCCUGACCUCCAUGCUCCCCAGAGCCUCCAUGUCUAAAGAGGUGGAUGCCGGCGUCCUCUCCAUCCUCUCCUACCCCGCCUUCGCUGUGGAGGACCUGAGCAUCGUCACCCUCACCAAGGAGGAGAUCAUCUCCAAGCUGCAGGGUCGAUAUGGGUGCUGCAGGUUCCUCAGAGAUGGACACAAGACUCCUAAAGAGGAUCCUCAGCGUCUGUACUAUGAGUCAGCAGAGCUGAAGCUGUUUGAGAACAUUGAGUGUGAGUGGCCGCUGUUCUGGACCUACCUCAUCCUGGACGGCAUCUUCAUCAACAGCCCUGAGCAGGUCCAGGAGUACAGAGAGGCCCUGGAGGGGAUUCUGAUCAAACAGAAGGACGGCAUCAGACUGGUGCCGGAACUGUACAGUGUUCCUGCUGACAAGGUGGAUGAGGAGUAUUUGAAUCCCCACACGGUGGAGAGGAUUCCCCUGGGGAAGUGUCCUCUGAAGUGGGGCCAGUCUCUCUACGUCCUGGGCAGUCUGCUGGCUGAGGGUUUCCUGGCUCCAGGAGAGAUCGAUCCUCUCAACAGACGUUUCUCCACCAUCCCCAAACCUGACGUGGUGGUCCAGGUGUCGAUCCUGGCGGAGAACGAGGAGAUCAAGGAGCUGCUGCUGAAGAACAGUAUCGAGGUGGAGACGUUAGCAGACAUCCUCCCCAUCCACGUCCAGCCCUCCAGUGUGCUCAGUCACAUCUACGCUAGGCUAGGUUGUAACCAGAGGCUGGGGCUGACAGGCCGACCCUACAGGAGGAUGGGAGUGCUGGGGACCUCUAAGUUCUACAUCAUCAGAAACACCAUGUUCGCCUUCACCCCUCAGUUCAUAGACCACCAGCAGUUCUACCUGGCGCUGGAUAACAGGAUGAUUGUGGAGAUGCUGCGUACAGACCUGUCCUACCUGUCCUCCCGCUGGAGGAUGACUGGGAGACCUACCGUCACCUUCCCCAUCUCCCAGACCAUGCUCACUGAGGACCAUUCAGAUCUGGACCCUGCAGUUCUGGCCACACUGAAGAAGCUGCAGGAUGGGUACUAUGGAGGAGCCAGGGUCCAGACAGGGAAACUGUCUGAGUUUCUGACCACUUCCUGUUUCGCCCACCUGAGCUUCCUGGACGGGAAGUCCCCUGGCGCCAUGGGCCAUUACCGUGACGACGAGGAGUACGACGGCAGUACGUACGACGAGCUAUGCUUCGAUGACGACACCGACGAUGACCUCGCUCAGUACCUUGACCGUCUGCUGGCCACGUCCACUGCCAAGUCGGGGUUAAAGGUCAGGGGUCAGCAGGGAGGCCUUGGCAAGUUCAGGGCGGCCGCCAACAAGACCAGAGAGAUGGUGUCCCUCGUCAACAAGGCCAAGGAGCUCAACAUCCACAGUGAGGACCUGAAGCCUCUACUGACAUCCUGACAUGGACCUGGAAACAUAAUCACCUUCUCUCUCUCUUUUUCUCCCUCUCUUCAUUCUGUCUCUCUCUUUCUCUCUCCUUCCCCUCCCCCCCCUCUCUCUCUC